Messenger RNA from Labrus bergylta (ballan wrasse), 1941 nucleotides. The record is from RefSeq and is a predicted model, not a curated record. NCBI's taxonomy places the organism in Eukaryota, Metazoa, Chordata, Actinopteri, Labriformes, Labridae.
GGGCGUGUAUAUAGUGGCACAGGUGACAGGAAAGGGAGGGCACAGGUAGGGGGAGCACAGACAGUUCUCACCAGACCGGCAUUCAUGUUUCAGACCAGCACUCAGACAAACUACAAUUCAUUCAUUCUACUGGCUACGCUUCACUGGAAAUGCUCCAGGAUGAUUCACAUGACCAGCAGACGGUCCCUUCACUAUCAGCAUGGUGCCUUCACUGACCUGGUGUUCUACACUGUUGUCUUCCUCGCCCUGAUGAACUCAUGUAGAGCUCAGUCUGAGGUGAUCAUUCCAUCUCAGCCAGUAGUUUCAUUGGUGGGUGAAGACGUUAUUCUGCCAUGUCACCUGGACCCCGUCAUGAAUGCUUUUGACAUGACUGUGGAGUGGGCGAGACCUGACCUGAACCCCAGAUUUGUCCUGGUGUGGCGUCAAGGCAAAGAACUGGAGACUAAAAAACAUCCGUCCUUCAGUGGAAGAACAUCAGUGUUCAUUGAUGAGCUGGAGAAGGGAAACAUCUCACUGAAACUCUCCAAAGUUAAAGUCUCUGAUGAGGGAGGAUACAAAUGCUUCAUGCCUGCAUUGUCAAAAACCUCCACUGUUCAGCUUGUUGUAGGUGUGGUCUCCUCACCUGUUGUUCAGAUGACCAAAAACAACAAUGGAGUGUUGUUAGAGUGUGAGUCUGCAGACUGGUAUCCAGAGCCAGAGAUGUUUUGGCUGGACGGCGAGGGAAACCUCCUCUCUGCUGAACCCACUGAGACAGUCAGAGGUCCUGAUGGUCUCUACACUGUCAGCAGCAGAGUGACUGUGGAGAGACAUGGGAGGAAGUUCACCUGUAGAGUCACACAGAGCAAGAUCAACCAGACCAGAGAGAAGCACAUCACUAUUCCAGAUCAUUUCUUUGUGGUCCCUACUCCUCGUACUCAUGUUGUUAUCGGCGCUGUGAUUGGCUGUGCUGCGAUCAUCUUUGUUGUGUGGAAAUGGAGACAAAAGAAAUUCAAAAACAAGAAGACGACAUGUGAGGAUGGAGGUAAACACACAAAAAAUGAGAAACGCUCUGAGGAAGAAGAACCAGUCACAUCUAAAAGUGAUAAAACAGGAUUUCAUGUUGUGAAUGAAGAAGAAGAAGAAAGACUUCCACUCAUUUCAGUUAAAGAAAAGAACAAUGUGGACAAAACUGCAGAAAAGAGUGAACCUAAAGAUGAGCUUGUGACAGAACCAGAGCCAGUAAAAGACAUCGUUUCUGCAGCAGCAGAACGUGAAAUGAAGGAAACAGAUCUACCUGUGAUUCUAAAAGAAGAAGAAACAAACCAAGAGCAGGAACAGGGACAAAGACGAGAAACAAAUGAUGGAGACGAGAGUAGACAAGAGGAGACAGUGAAACCAGUGAGAGACGAUUCAGGACUUUCAAUACAAAUAAAACACAUCAACACUGAUCAGAAGAUAGAGAGGGAAGAGACACAGCAAGAGACAGUGAGAGAUGAAGACGAGAAAGAGACAAAGCAAGAGGCAACGAGUGAUGAAGACGAGAAAGAGACAAAGCAAGGGGCAACGAGUGAUGAAGACGAGAAAGAGACACAGCAAGGGGCAACGAGUGAGGAAGACGAGAAAGAGACACAGCAAGGGGCAACGAGUGAGGAAGACGAGAAAGAGAAACAGCAAGGGGCAACGAAUGAGGAAGAGGUGAAAGACACAAAGCAAGGGGCAACGAGUGAGGAAGACGAGAAAGAGACACAGCAAGGGGCAAGGAGUGACGAAGACGAGAAAGAGACAAAGCAAGGGGCAACGAGUGAGGAAGACGAGAAAGAGACACAGCAAGGGGCAACGAGUGACAAAGACGAGAAAGAGACAAAGCGAGGGGCAACUAGUGAGGAAGACAAGAAAGAGACACAGCAAGGGGCAACGAGUGAAGAAGACGAGAAAGAGACAAAGCAAGGGGCAACGAGUGAC